This is a messenger RNA of Ustilago hordei, 846 nucleotides long. RefSeq lists its product as uncharacterized. Bases 1 to 846 code for a protein of 281 amino acids. The record is from RefSeq and is a predicted model, not a curated record. NCBI's taxonomy places the organism in Eukaryota, Fungi, Basidiomycota, Ustilaginomycetes, Ustilaginales, Ustilaginaceae. The transcript has 2 exons. Gene Ontology annotation, molecular function: hydrolase activity.
AUGGCUUCCACUGCGCCCAACGAGACCGGCAUCUCUGGUGGCUUCUGCGUCCACUGUGUCACCGGCUUCCGCAUCCCUGGCGAGCCCAAGGGCAAGAUGGAAAAAAUCCACGGCUACGACACUUACGUUGCUACCCCCACCAACCCUUCCUCCGAUAGCGCCACCAAAGCCCUUAUUUACUUUUACGAUGCAUUCGGUCUCAAGCUCGACAAUAACAAGGUCAUCCCCGACAAGAUUGCAGAUGCGACCGGUUUGACGGUUUACGUUCCUGAUGUAUUCAACGGAGGCGGAAUCACCGAAGAAGCUAUGUCAGUCGCUCCAACCACCGCUACCGAACUGAAAUCCUCUUCUCUCUUCUCCAAACUCAAAGUCGGGGUCGCCUUCACCCUUGCCGCUCCGUUUUUCCUUCGCAAUCUUCCGCAAACGAAAAUCGGACCGCUGAAGAAUUGGAUCGAAUCACUCAAAGCUUCCCACGGCUACACCCGUCUCGGCGGCACAGGUUUCUGCUAUGGCGGUAAACUAGUCAUUGCGCUCAACGCAACCGAUCACAUCAACGUCAGUGUUGCAAACCAUCCUUCUUUCAUCACGAAAGGUGAUAUUGCAGCGCUCAAGAACCCAGUUCUAUUCAACUGUGCGGAGGAAGAUCCUGUCUUUAGCGCCGACUAUGCAAAGCAGGUGGAGAAGGAGUGGAACGAGAAAGGUGCAAAACAAGCGUUCAAGUUCAACCACUAUCCGAACACGGUACAUGGUUUUGCAGCACGACCUAAUUUGGCAGACAGACAGGUCAAGGAGGCGUUCGAAAAGGCGUUUCAAGAGGGCGUCGAUUGGUGGAAGGCUCAUCUCUAA